UCUUACUCCACCCCUCACUCCCUUUAUAAAUCUCAACCAUAACUUGCACUUCAACACAAAGAGAAAUGGCACCAAAUCUCUCUCUAACUCCUUCUUCUUCUUCUUGCUUUCUUCUUCUGCUACUUCUCUUUUGUGUGGCGAUCUUUUCGUCUGCAGAAAAGGAUGGUUUCUUUGCGUCCUCGAAUCCGCAGUUCCCUAUUGGCCAAGCCGAGAAGUUGAUCAGGGGACUCAACCUGAUCCCCGGCCGCCACCAUCUCGCCGCCGCCAAGCAUCCUCCGGGGGCCGCCGCCGACCAGCCCAGACUCGCCGAGAGGCGUUUCAAGUUCGACUACCUGGGAAACCCUGGGGCUUCCGUGGAAGACCUGGGACAUCAUGCCGGUUACUAUAGGCUCCCACAUACUAAAGAUGCAAGGAUGUUCUACUUCUUCUUUGAAUCAAGAAGCAGCAAGAAAGACCCGGUGGUUAUAUGGCUAACCGGAGGACCAGGAUGCAGUAGUGAAUUGGCUUUGUUCUAUGAGAAUGGACCUUUUCACAUUGCAAACAACAUGUCUCUCAUAUGGAAUGAUUAUGGUUGGGACAAGAUUUCUAACCUUAUAUAUGUGGAUCAACCAACCGGGACGGGUUUCAGCUAUAGUUCAGAUGAAGAUGAUUUACGUCACGAUGAAAAUGGUGUCAGCAAUGAUCUCUACGACUUCUUACAGGCUUUCUUCAAGGAGCACCCUGAAUAUGUCCACAAUGAUUUCUACAUAACAGGAGAAUCAUAUGCUGGGCAUUACAUUCCUGCAUUUGCUUCUAGGGUUAACCAAGGAAACAAGAACAAGGAAGGAAUUCAUAUAAACCUCAAGGGAUUCGCCAUUGGCAAUGGACUUACAAAUCCAGAAAUCCAGUAUGAAGCUUACACUGACUAUGCUUUGGACAAUAAUUUGAUCAGUAAAUCUGAUCAUAACAGCAUAAACAAGUCUGUUCCUAAAUGUAAACAAGCAAUCAAGCUUUGCGGAACCGAGGGUGGAAAUACUUGCUUGGCGGCUUACUACACUUGCACAAACAUCUUCAACAUGAUACUGCAGAUUGCAGGCAAUAUAAAUUACUAUGAUAUCCGUAAGAGCUGUGAAGGGGACCUCUGCUACGACUUCUCGAACAUGGAAGCUUUACUCAACAAGAACACAGUUAGAAGUGCUCUGGGUGUUGGGGACAUCGAUUUUGUUUCAUGCAGUUCUGCUGUCUACCAGGCAAUGAUUUUGGACUGGAUGAGGAAUCUUGAAGUUGGUAUUCCUCCACUGCUUGAGGAUGGAAUCAAUCUGCUUAUAUACGCUGGGGAAUAUGAUCUUAUCUGCAACUGGCUCGGUAACUCAAAAUGGGUUCAUGCCAUGGAAUGGUCUGGUCAGAAAGACUUUCGUGCAGCACCAAAUGUUCCGUUUACAGUAGAUGGCGAGGAGAAAGGGAUACAAAAGAACCAUGGACCACUCACUUUUCUUAAGGUCCAUGAUGCAGGCCACAUGGUUCCAAUGGAUCAACCCAAGGCAUCACUGGAAAUGCUUCAGAGGUGGAUGCAAGGCAAACUUGCAUCAGCAGUGAAAGGGCAUCUUGCUCCCAUGUGACUACCGUAACUAUAAGAGCCAUAACACAAAAAAAAUUUCUGAUCUGUUUCACACAGCUUCCUCAAAUUGAUGUCCUGAUAACAGUUUAAUCAAUUCAUGUGCUUAUGUAGAUAUAAAUUGCACCUAUGGGCUUCUAUUGAUGUCCUGCAAUUUGUCACUGAAAUGGUUCAUUUAAAAGCAUUCAGAUGUUACAAAAGCUUUGAUCAAAUUGGAAUACAUUCCUUCACGGAUUCUCACA
Molecule: messenger RNA, 1836 nt
Organism: Ipomoea nil (Japanese morning glory)
Lineage: Eukaryota; Viridiplantae; Streptophyta; Magnoliopsida; Solanales; Convolvulaceae
Product: serine carboxypeptidase-like
Exons: 8
Coding region: 66-1598 (510 amino acids)
Biological process (GO): proteolysis
Cellular component (GO): vacuole
Molecular function (GO): serine-type carboxypeptidase activity
Source: RefSeq, a predicted model, not a curated record